Messenger RNA from Lutzomyia longipalpis, 1835 nucleotides. Its product is annotated as esterase B1-like. The coding region runs from base 59 to 1726 and encodes 555 amino acids. The transcript has 4 exons. The record is from RefSeq and is a predicted model, not a curated record. NCBI's taxonomy places the organism in Eukaryota, Metazoa, Arthropoda, Insecta, Diptera, Psychodidae.
CGCUUGUGAGACGUUCAAACAGUAACAUCUUCAAACUUGGAAUAAAAAGUUAUGUAAAAUGAGAGAAAGUGAUUCGAAAAUUGUAAUUGUUCAGGCACCCUGUGGGCCUAUAAAGGGAAUAACUGAAGUAUCCGAUUUCAAUUAUGAGUACGCGAGUUUCUACGAAGUUCCCUACGGAAAGCCGCCAUUGGGACCGCUUCGCUUUAAGGAUCCUGAACCUCUUGAACCAUGGUCUGGACUAUUUGAUGCAACUGUCGGUGUACAGAAUACAGUGGAGGAUCAAAUAAUAAAUGAAGACUGUCUCAGGUUGAAUAUUUACACCAAGAAUACCAGACUGGAGGGUAAUCCUCAUCCAGUAAUGGUUUUAAUUGCUGGUGGACAAUUUGUGCGGAUCCGUAAUCACAAGGAUUACUCCGGACCGAAUUAUCUGCUACAGAAAGACGUUAUUCUGGUUACAAUGAGACAUCGUUUAGGCGCUCUAGGGUUCCUAUCGAGUGAUGAUCCUGCCAUUGGGGUACCAGGAAAUGCUGGCCUUAAAGAUCAAGUUCUAGCAUUGCGGUGGAUUCAGGAGAACAUCGCAGAUUUCGGAGGAGAUCCCGAAAAUGUGACGCUGUUUGGUUUUAGUGCAGGAGCUUGUUGCAUUCAUUACCACCUCAUGUCUCCCCUCUGCAAAGGACUCUUCCACAAAGCCAUAAUGAUGUCAGGAUCGGCCUUCUUUGCACGUGGCCUUAUGCCAAAGCUCAAUUGGGCCAUUAGGUUGGCUAGAAAACUCGGAUGGGAAGGGGAAGAUUCCGAUGAAGCAUCUGCUUUUGAAUACCUACGUAAGGUUGAUGUAAAAGCAAUGAAGUCCACUGAGCAGACUCUUCUGACCGAUGAAGAAAAAUUCAAUGGCCUAGAAUCAAUCUAUGGACCCGUAAUUGAAGCCUAUAAGUCUAGGAUGUGUAUUAUACCCAAACAUCCUGAUGAGAUGAUUAAGAACGCUUGGGGUCAUUCCAUUCCACUCAUUAUUGGCGGAGUACAAGAUGAGGGACUACUCUUCUAUAAAGAUGUCAAAGAAAAUCCAAAAUACUGGGAUAAUCUCAACACAAACUCUUCUGUCCUACUUCCGUACAACUUAACACAGGAACCCUUCAAGAGAGAACUAUACGGGAAUAGACUCAAACUCUUCUAUUUCGGUCGUGAUUAUGCAACAGUUGUGGACAAAUUGGACUCCUACAUAAAGCUAAUAGGUGACAGGAACUUUUGGUACGGGAUUUACAGAGCAAUAAUUGAGCGACUUAGGAAUACAGACUACGAUCGUAGGGGUCCUACAUGGGUCUACCGGUUUGCCUAUGAAUCUCCGACAAUGAAUAAGUAUCGUUUGGCAGACUAUGCCCGGGGAUUCCCAGGUGUAUCCCACGCAGACGAUAUUCUCUACAUAUUCUCCAACAAUGAAGGCUACGGAACCCCAAAGGAAGGUACUCCGGAAUACGUAAUGAUGCAGUUAAUGGUUGGAAUUUAUACGUCAUUUGCCAUCAAUGGUGAUCCAAAUAAUGAUCUACUUGACGCAGCCAUGGGGAAGUGGGAACAAAUAUCUUGUUCAAAUCCUCUAUUUGGUUGCAACAUUGCUAAUCCACCGGAAAUGAUGGAACUCCCAGAGAAGGAAAGAGUUGUCUUCUGGGAUACGCUCUACAAAGUUAGUCGUGAACAGGUGAUUGUGCCAAGAGACAAGGAAGUUUGGGAUUAACAAGACGCCAUUUUGAACUAAAGGUUUCGCAAUUGGAAAAUUUUGAAAAAUGAAUUAAACCAGUAAAUUAAACUGAUAUCGAUUCAAUAAACUGCAUAAACAGAUUAAA